This is a messenger RNA of Sporothrix schenckii 1099-18, 1278 nucleotides long. Its product is annotated as 2-amino-3-carboxymuconate-6-semialdehyde decarboxylase. Bases 1 to 1278 code for a protein of 425 amino acids. The record is from RefSeq and is a predicted model, not a curated record. Gene Ontology annotation, cellular component: cytoplasm; cytosol. Gene Ontology annotation, biological process: secondary metabolic process. Gene Ontology annotation, molecular function: hydrolase activity; carboxy-lyase activity. NCBI's taxonomy places the organism in Eukaryota, Fungi, Ascomycota, Sordariomycetes, Ophiostomatales, Ophiostomataceae. The transcript has 2 exons.
AUGCAGACCCAAACAUUGGUGUCAGCCUUCCUUGCGACCGUCAGCUGGCUGGGGGCCAACAUGAGCUACACAAAGGACCACGCGCAAGACUGGCUGCUGGGCAAAGUACUCAGCUGGCCUGAGCAGCCGGCCGUCAACAAGGUCGACACACACCAUCACUUUGUGCCACACUUUUACCGAGGGUCAGUCGUGCGCCAGGGACGACAUGAUACCGCAAAGGGGCGGCUGCUAACCUGUGUUUCCUCGUCAGCGGUUGCCAGUGCUGGAGGCGACCCCAGUGGCUGGCCGACGCCGAACUGGAGCCCUCGCGCAACGGAGCUUCUCAUGAACCGGCUGGGCGGCGUCCAAACGGCCAUACACUCGGCCACCGCACCUGGUACAUGCAUCCUGAAGGGUGCGGCGUCGUACAAACUGGCGCGGCAGCUCAACGAAUACGCAGCCGGCGUGCGCGAUGCCAAUCCCAGCCGGUUCGGCUUCUUUGCGUCGCUGCCCAGCAUCCUGGACACGGAGGCGGCGCUCGACGAACUCCGCUACGCGCUGGACACGCUGCGCGCGGACGGCGUCACGAUGUUCACGCGCUACGGCGACGGCAACACGUACCUGGGCCACCCUGACCUGGAGCCCAUCUGGGCCGAGCUCCACCGCCGCCAGUCUGUCGUGUUCGUGCACCCCACGCACCCGGUCGACACGGCCCAGGUGAACUCCCGCAUGCCGCAGCCCAUGGUGGACUACCCGCACGAGACGACGCGGGCGGCCAUGGACAUGAUUGUGAUGGGCACGCGCGCCAAAUACCCGGGCUGCAAGGUCAUCCUGUCGCACGCGGGCGGGACGCUGCCGUACCUCAUCAGCCGCAUCGCCACGCCCCUGAGCAAGACGCCCGACGUGGCGGCGUCGUAUGCGGUGGGGGUGACGCACCGCCGUGUCAUGGACGACUUUCGGAGCUUUUACUACGAUCUGGCGCUGUCGGCGUCGCCGGCGGUCCUGGACAUGGCGCUCAAGACCAUUCCCCACGACCACAUCCUCUACGGCGUAGGUUGCCCCGUCCCUUUGUGGAUGCAAACGAGACGAAUCGGAUGCGAGAUCUGUGAGGCAAACGCUAAUUUGGACGGCUUCGUCCGCAUACAGAGCGACUUUUCGUAUGCACCGCCACCUGCGUAUCCUGCAUUCUUGCAGGAGCUCGAGUCCUACGACAUGGCACCGGAGCUACGGGACCAGAUUCAUUUUGGGAAUGCACGCAAACUGAUUCCUCGGCUGGGUCGAAACAGCAGUCGACUGUGA